This is a messenger RNA of Dujonia railenensis, 1542 nucleotides long. NCBI's taxonomy places the organism in Eukaryota, Fungi, Ascomycota, Pichiomycetes, Serinales, Debaryomycetaceae. The record is from the annotation of a GenBank genome assembly.
AUGAUUAGAUCCUUGCUUAGAUCUACUGCCUCUAGAUCGUUCGUAUGUAACUAUUCUAGUAAGGCCGUGCCCUUAACUGCGGAAACUUACUCAUCCAAAGUCUCAAGAAACCCAAGCUUCAAGAAAUUGGAUGAGACCGAUAUUAAGCACUUCCAAACCAUCUUGAAUGAUGGAAAUGGAUUGAUCACCGACGCUGACGAUCUCCUUUUCUACAAUGAAGACUGGAUGAGAAAGUACAGAGGACAAUCGCAAUUGGUUUUGAAACCAAAAUCGACCGAACAGGUAUCCUCAAUCAUCAAGUACUGUAAUGAACAAAAAUUGGCUGUUGUUCCUCAAGGUGGAAACACUGGUUUGGUUGGAGGUUCCAAUCCAGUUUUCGACGAAAUCAUCAUCUCAUUAAGUGGUUUAAAUAAAAUACGUGCCUUUGAUGAAGUCUCUGGGAUCUUAAAGUGUGACGCUGGGUUGAUUUUGGAAAACGCUGAUAAUUUCUUAGCUGAAAAGGGUUACAUUUUCCCAUUGGAUCUUGGUGCCAAGGGUUCAUGUCACGUUGGUGGUAAUGUUGCUACCAACGCUGGUGGUUUACGUCUUUUAAGAUACGGCUCAUUACACGGUAGUGUAUUAGGUUUGGAAGCUGUUUUGCCUGAUGGAACCAUCUACAACUCAAUGGAAUCUCUUAGAAAGGAUAACACAGGUUAUGAUUUGAAGCAAUUGUUCAUUGGUAGUGAAGGGACUAUUGGUAUUAUUACUGGUGUAUCCAUCUUGUGUCCUUCUAGACCCCAGGCUUUCAGCGUUGCCUUGUUGGGAGUUUCAUCCUAUGAAGCCGUACAAAAGGUCUUCGUUGGUGCCAGGAAAGAACUUUCAGAAAUUUUGUCAGCCUUUGAGUUUAUGGAUAGAAACUCUCAAGUGUUGGCUGGUCAACAUUUGAAAUUAGACCACCCAAUUGAAAGUGACCAGUAUCCAUUUUACAUUUUGAUUGAAACUUCGGGUUCAAACAAGGAGCAUGACGAUGAAAAGUUAGAAACCUUUUUAGCAAACUCAAUGGAAGAAGGCUUGGUUGAUGAUGGUAUUAUCGCCCAAGAUGAAACCCAGUUGAAGAGUUUGUGGUCUUGGAGAGAAUCGAUCCCUGAAAGCUCAACCAUGAACGGUGGAGUUUAUAAAUAUGAUGUUUCGUUACCAUUAAAAGAUUUAUACGGCUUAGUGGAAGCAGUCAACGUCAAACUUCAAGAAGCUGGAAUUGUUGGAUUUGAUGAUCCAACUAAACCUGUGGUUGAGGCUAUUGGAUAUGGUCAUGUUGGAGACGGUAACUUACAUCUUAACGUUUGCGUAAGAGAAUACUCUAAGGAAAUUGAAAAGGUAUUGGAGCCAUUUGUAUAUGAAUGGAUUCAAUCAAAGAACGGUUCCAUUUCAGCUGAACAUGGAUUGGGCUUCCAAAAGAAAAAUUACAUUGGAUACACCAAGAACGAUGUAGAAAUCAAGUUGAUGAAGGAAUUAAAGAAGCACUACGAUCCAAACGGAAUCAUGAACCCAUACAAGUAUAUAUAA